Messenger RNA from Symsagittifera roscoffensis, 2201 nucleotides. RefSeq lists its product as uncharacterized. NCBI's taxonomy places the organism in Eukaryota, Metazoa, Xenacoelomorpha, Acoela, Convolutidae. The coding region runs from base 304 to 1911 and encodes 535 amino acids. The record is from RefSeq and is a predicted model, not a curated record. The transcript is spliced from 4 exons.
GGUAAGCUAUUACUCAAUUUGUUGAUUGCAUAUUUGGUACAUUCUAUUCUCAUAACACCCUCUCCUGCCUGAAUGUCAAGUUUUUGUAGUCAGUCCUUGUAUUUUCAUCACAUUGGUCCGUUCAAUGUAAAAAGUUAUAUAAUAUAAUGUAAAAAUUUCUGAAGUUUUGUAAAAUAUUGUAAAAUAUAUCGAUGAAAUAAAUUCAAGAAGUUCCUAUUCAUCACAUUAAAAUUAUAAUAAAAAAUACUAUACAUGUACUAGAACAGAUUCAGUUUUAUGAUUGCUUUUUAAGAUUGUUUUAUUAUGACUUGCGAUUCAACAGCAAAAUGCGAAGCCGAUAGUGGUUUGAUUGCUUCUAUCAACCUGAUGAUUCAGUCUAUCUCUGAAAAUGAGGUCAUUUCAGCCGACAAAGUUGAGGCGGGAGCCAAAUUAAUUCUGGAGCAUGCGAACAAAUUUUCAUCGGUUUCAGUGGAAUGUCUCGAAACUUUGAUUAAAUUUGUUGCACUGGCAAGCGCCAAUGGAGCUAUAACGAUUCUAGACUCGUUCCCGCGAGCUGUUUCUCAGAUGUACAAUUAUGCAACUAAAGGGACCCUCUCCAAGACGAUAGUCCAGAAGCUAUCGUCAUUGUCGGUGACGAUGGUCAAUAUAUUUGGUUCUGACAAUAACAGUGAAAGCGACGUUCUAGAAAGUGCCCUCAAGUUCCACAGUCUAGAAGGAUCUCAAGAGUCUCAGCAGCUGCUGGAAAUGGCUGCCGUACAAUGUACAAAAAAGUAUAUGAAGUUCUAUGAAUCAGUUGCAAAAACUCCGUCUAAUUGUUCGGGAGCUGAGCUGUCUCAGUUGGCUGCGUUGAUUUCUCCUUUGUCUUUGCUGGUCAUAUCCAGAAAUAGCGAGGAAGACAAUCUGGACGUGUGUUGUACGUGGGCCAUCAAGGCGUUGUCAGCUGCGGUGGAUCCGCUGUCUCGGCAGAGAUGUCUGGGCUACAUUGGUGCAUGCAUGCUUGUAAAGGGCACAGAACACGUGCAGAAUCUGUUCACUUCUGCUCAAGUGUCGUUCCCUCUCCUGUUCUCACUGAGCUGUGUUGAAGUGCGAAUGUGUCUAGAGAAGCAGCAAGAUCAAAAUGGGGAAUCAAUGGUGCUCUCAAAUGACUCUCUGUCAUGUCUCUUGUCUGCGCUGGAGUCCGCUCUGGACGAUAUAUGUGGAGGAAGGGUGGAGUUGGCCUCUCCAGAUGAGUUCAUGAUUGUGUUCGACAGCUACAAGACCAUGAGCCUCAGUCUGUUAUUCUUUCUCACAACCACUGUGGGUUCAGGGGGCGAGGAAAGUGUACAAGGAGACAUAAGGAGAGAUUGGGUUCUGGUGUGCAAUGCGUGGAAGCUGAUGUCAACAUACCUCUGCGAGACCGAUGACCUGCCUGACGACAACUUUGAUUUCAAACUGCUCAUCAGAUCCAUUCAGAGCCACACGACUAAAUGUGGGCCGGAGUUCCAGAUGUCAUUAAUCCAAGCAGCCCUGCCUCUGUUCAUGUUGAUAAGCAGCAAGGAGUCCUAUAUUGAACUUAUUGUUGAACUGGAGCUACAUCUAAAGUUCAUCAAUUUUCUCAAGACGAAUGCUACUGUCAAUGCUAACCCGAAAGUCAAAUCGAUAGUUCUCUGCUGUCAGUUACUGGUCCACGUCUCAGCCAAUCAUGUGCUAGCGUCUCUCGACCAAUGGGUUGUGGAUGUUUUAAACAUCGAAGAUGACGACAUUUUUCUUCAUGUUACGAGACUAUUGCUGAAAUCGUCAUGCAACUCAGCGAUUUUCAAUAAGAGUGACGAAAAGUUGACAGAGUUGAUGGAUCGGUUGAACAAAGUUGCACUGGACGUUGAAGGAUAUUACGAUGAGUGCAUGGAAACGCUGGAACUUCUAAGAGUGUGACGCUGUACUGAAAUUGAAUAUGGGGUGCUUUCAAUUUUGAACUAAUCGCAUGAGUUGUGCAACUCACUGGUGUUCUAGAGAAAUAGUACUUGCCAAGAAAUGAAGUGCCGCUCUAGAGAGUUAGAAUUUGACUUGGCGUUUGACUGAUUGAUGAUCGGGUUGCAUUAGGCAAUCAGAAUAUGAGACAGGUGUUUUGAUUUGGGCUUGGUCCGUGCUAGACAGAGAAAGUUUAGAAGAGUUCUAAAACUAACUGCUUGAAACUAACUUGAAGCUUGCUUUUGUUUUACUCA